Chionomys nivalis (European snow vole) is the source of this 1315-nucleotide messenger RNA. It is a transcript of the gene Pdcd1lg2, whose product is annotated as programmed cell death 1 ligand 2. The coding region runs from base 9 to 812 and encodes 267 amino acids. The record is from RefSeq and is a predicted model, not a curated record. The transcript is spliced from 5 exons. Lineage: Eukaryota; Metazoa; Chordata; Mammalia; Rodentia; Cricetidae. Gene Ontology annotation, cellular component: external side of plasma membrane. Gene Ontology annotation, biological process: T cell costimulation; negative regulation of T cell proliferation; positive regulation of T cell proliferation.
UACAGACCAUGUUCCUCCUGCCACUGACGCUGAGCCUGGGCUUGCAGCUUCAUCAGAUAGCGGCUUUAUUCACGGUGACGGUCCCUAAGGAAGUGUACACGGUAGAGUUUGGCAGCAACGUGAACCUGGAGUGUGAUUUCGACCACCGGGAAUGCACGGAACUUGAAGAAAUAAAAGUCAGUUUGCAGAAGGUAGAAAACGAUACUUCUUCGCCAAGUGAGAGAGCCACCCUCCUGGAGGAGGUGCUGCCCCUGGGAAAGGCCUUGUUCCACAUCCCCAGUGUCCGAGUGAGGGAUGCAGGACAGUACCGCUGUCUGGUCAUCUGUGGGGCCGCCUGGGACUACAAGUAUCUGACAGUGAAAGUCAAAGCUUCUUACAAGAAGAUAAACACUCGGAUCCUAGAGGUUCCAGGGACAGAUGAGGUGCAGCUCACCUGCCAGGCUAGAGGUUACCCCCUGGCAGAAGUGUCCUGGCAAAACGUCAGUGUUCCUGCCAACACCAGCCACAUCAAGACCCCUGAAGGCCUCUACCAGGUCACCAGUGUACUGCACUUAAAGCCACAGCCUGGCAGAAACUUCAGCUGCAUGUUCUGGAACGCUCCCAUACAGGAGCUUACUUCAGCCAUCAUUGGUCCUCUAGGUUGGACUGAGCCCGAGGUCCCCAGCACAUCAGCACUGCAUGUUUUUGUCCCAUCUUGCAUUGUGGCUUUAAUCUUCAUAGCCGCGGCGAUAGCCCUGAGAAAGAAGCUCUGUGGAAAGCUGCAUUCUAGACAUCGAUCUGGACCUGUGGCCUUGGAUGUUGGGAUCAUCUGAUUGGGACAUCUUUUAGAGGCUCUGGACACUGAGUGAAGGUCCCUUGGCCUGAAGAACCUGCCCUUUGCACUUUUCAAAUGCUGUGGAUGAUGACCCAGAAUUUCCAUCAGGAGUGUACAAGACUGACAGCCUCCUUGCUCUCAAGACCCCAUCUGGACAAGCACAGCCGCACUUUAGAAAACCAGCCCUGGGAUCCUGGCCUGAGGCCCCGCUUGUUUUCCCCUGGCUUUCCACGGGGAGAUGUGGAAAUUUCCAGUUACUGAAACAGAUUGUCAUAGAGUUAUUUCUAGCCAUCAUUUCCUCUGGGGGCUGGAAGCUCCAGACGGUUUUGUGUAAACAAAGUCAUAACUGAUGUGUUUCACAGCUUCCUAGAAUCCUGGCAGCCCCUGGAGCUCUAAUCAAGAGGAAGCAGUUAAGCACACAUUAAGUGCACAACCGCAGGAGAAGGCAUUUGUUUCAAGGCUUUCCUUUUUAAAGGUCUGAGCCACAAGGCAUUUGUUUUA